AUGUUAAAGACAAAUCAAACAAGAUCACACAUGACUAUAUUUAGGCUUACACAUUGAGAGAGAAUUUGAUGAGUCAAAGUGUUUAGAUGAACAGUUCCAAAAGUCAAAAGUGCACGAAUAUAGCGGGACGGAUGGAGUAUCAUAUAUAUUGUGUAAGUAAAUCAUUAAAUUUUAUAACUAUUAUCCUUCAGAGACCUGAGGUUGUCGGUGUAGACCAUAAUGGCAGAGGGAAAUCAUUUACAUCCUUGCUUGCGGAGGUUAUUCAAAGUGGUAAGGAUGAUGAGCAUUCUUAAAUUAGACAGACCUUGUCUCCAUGUAAGAAAUGGGUGCUAUUUGAAGCGGCAGGAGACGAAUGGGAAGCACUCAGGUCCUGUUCGGCACUCACCUGUAGCGACACAGAAGGGAUAUACAUUCUUAUGUGUGAGACCAUCUCCAACCAUAGCAAAAUAACUUGCUAUAUGUUAUAAUUUGACAAUCAUAUACAUAAUUUGACUAGCUUGCUAAAAAAUGAAAACACAUUGCUAUUUAUAACAAGCAUGCUAGAAUAUAGCUAAACAAAAAUU
This is a messenger RNA of Cuscuta campestris, 563 nucleotides long. The record is from the annotation of a GenBank genome assembly. NCBI's taxonomy places the organism in Eukaryota, Viridiplantae, Streptophyta, Magnoliopsida, Solanales, Convolvulaceae.